This is a messenger RNA of Kluyveromyces marxianus DMKU3-1042, 5820 nucleotides long. RefSeq names its product RNA helicase (gene SLH1). The coding region runs from base 1 to 5820 and encodes 1939 amino acids. The transcript has a single exon. The record is from RefSeq and is a predicted model, not a curated record. Gene Ontology annotation, molecular function: ATP hydrolysis activity; nucleic acid binding; ATP binding. Lineage: Eukaryota; Fungi; Ascomycota; Saccharomycetes; Saccharomycetales; Saccharomycetaceae.
AUGGUUGAAUCCGUACAAUCAUUCCCUCCAUUGGAGAAUUAUAUGGUACCAGAGGUUGAUAAUGAGUUAGAAGAUGAUACGGUUAAUAAUAAUGGAGAUAAAUUGCUAGUUAUGUCUCAGGAUAGGAAUGAAUGGGAUGAGAUAUUUGAUCAAUUUUCCAACCUUUCUUCUGAGAGGUUGCAGAAGUUGAUAAGCAAUAAGCACUCUACAUCGAACGCGCAGUCGCAAAUAUUUAAGGAACUGUUUAGGUUGCUUGAUCAGGUGGAAUCGGAUUUCCCUAGGGAUCAGUUACUUGAGCAGUUGAUUGAACUUUUGCGGAAUAAUGAAAGCACUGGGACUGCAGACCAAGAUCUCUUCGACUAUUUGGGAGCCGAGAACAUUGAAUUGAUUUCGUUUUUGUUAGAGCAUCAGGACGUGUUAAAACAGAUGCCAGUUCCUAGUGCUUCUGGUAAUGAUGCUGAUGAUGGCAGCAGGUUUAUGACGGAAGAAGAUAUUAGAGCGCAAGUGAUGAUGAAUAGAGAGAAGGGCAAAAAUGCGAAGUUAGCCCCAAUGCAGAAAAGAGUACGGUACCCCCAUGUGUUCAGACAAUAUGAGGAUGGUGGAUCCUCGAUGCUAUCGUUUGCUGGUCAAAAAUUUGCUCUUCCUAUUGGAAGCACAAGAGCGACGUUCCAAACCCAUGAAGAAAUCACCAUACCCUGUGCCACACCAAGAAAAAAUUUCAACGUACCGUUGGUAAAAGUUAGCGAUUUAGAUGAGUACUGCCGUAAAGUAUUUGAAUACGAGUAUUUGAAUAAAGUCCAGUCUUUGGUUUACCCGGUGGCAUAUAAUACAAAUGGUAAUAUGUUAAUUUGUGCACCUACCGGUGCUGGUAAAACUGAUAUUGCCCUAUUAACAAUCCUUAAUACCAUAAAGCAGUUUUCGAUGAUAAACGAAGAAGGUGGAUUUGACAUCCAAUAUGAUGACUUUAAGAUCAUAUACGUGGCUCCUCUAAAAGCGUUGGCUGCUGAAAUUACGGACAAGUUUGCUCGUAAGCUUGCGGUAUUUGAUAUUAAGGUUAGGGAACUUACUGGUGAUAUGCAACUAAGUAAAAAAGAGAUCUUAGAUACGCAGGUUAUUGUGACCACUCCGGAAAAGUGGGAUGUGGUAACACGUAAGGCUAGUGGGGAUAAUGACCUUACCUCAAAGGUGAAACUACUAAUUUUAGAUGAAGUGCAUUUGCUUCAUGAAGAUAGAGGAUCUGUCAUUGAGAGUUUAGUUGCUCGUACACUUAGACAGGUCGAAAGUUCACAAACUAUGAUCCGUAUUCUUGGUCUUUCGGCUACACUACCAAACUUCGUGGAUGUUGCUGAUUUCUUAGGUGUCAAUAGAAACGUCGGUAUGUUCUAUUUUGAUCAAUCUUUCAGACCCAAAUCUCUUGAACAACAUCUAAUAGGAUGUAGAGGUAAAGCCGGAAGUAAACAAUGUAGAGAAAACACAGACAAAGUGGCAUACGAAAAGGCUGCCGAAAUGAGAAGGCUUGGCAAUCAAGUAAUGAUUUUCGUCCAUUCAAGAAAGGAUACGGUGAAAACUGCAAGAACGAUGAUUAGUAUGGCAAGAGAUUUCCAUGAGAUGGAAUUAUUUACUAGCGACGAUCCAUCAGCCUCUUUCUUCAAAAAAGAAUUAUCAAAACAGAAGGAUAAGGAUUUGAAAGAACUCUUUCAGUCCGGGUUUGGUGUUCAUCACGCAGGUAUGUCUCGUUCGGAUCGUAACAUUACGGAGAAAAUGUUCAAGAGUGGUGCAAUCAAUGUUCUUGUGUGUACUGCAACAUUAGCUUGGGGUGUUAAUUUACCUGCAGAUUGUGUUAUUAUCAAGGGUACACAAGUUUACGAUUCCAAGAAGGGUGGGUAUACAGAUCUUGGUAUUUCUGAUGUUAUUCAAAUUUUUGGUCGUGCUGGUAGACCUGGUUUCGGUGCGGAAUUCGGUACUGCAUACUUAUGUACUUCUAACGACCGUUUAGACCAUUAUGUUGACCUCAUCACUCAGCAGCAUCCUAUAGAAUCCAGAUUAGGUGCGAAGAUUGUUGACAAUUUGAACGCUGAAAUAUCUCUUGGAACAGUUACUAACGUUGAAGAAGGUGUAAAAUGGUUAGGUUACACUUAUAUGUUUGUUAGAAUGAGACAAAAUCCUUUCACAUAUGGUAUCGACUGGGAAGAAAUUAUUAACGACCCUCAAUUAUACGAUAAAAGAAGACAAAUUAUUAUUACAGCUGCUCGUCGUUUGCACUCAUUGCAAAUGAUUGUUUUUGACGAAGUUUCCAUGCACUUUAUUCCAAAAGAUUUAGGGAGAAUUGCUUCCGAGUUCUAUUUAUUAAAUGAAUCUGUGGAGAUAUUCAACCAAAUAUCAGACCCUAGAGCUACUGAGGCUGAUGUGUUAGCCAUGAUUAGUAUGAGUAGUGAAUUUGAUUCUAUUAAAUUCAGAGAAGAGGAAUCCGGAGAGCUCAAAAAAUUAUUGGACACUGCAGUAGAAUGUCAGGUAUCUGGUGAUGUCGACAGUUCUGCUGGUAAGACGAAUGUCUUACUUCAAGCUUAUGUGUCACAAAGUAGAAUCAAUGAUUCUGCACUAAACUCCGAUGCCAAUUAUAUCGCGCAAAACUCUGCUAGAAUUUGUAGAGCUCUUUUGUUUAUUGGUAUCAAUAGGAGAUGGGGUACAUUCUCUAGGGUUAUGCUAGACAUUUGUAAGUCUAUUGAGAAAAGAAUGUGGGCAUUUGAUCAUCCUUUAUGUCAAUUUCAUUUGCCAGACACUGUACUAAGAAAUAUAAAGGAAAAGAAUCCUAGCAUGGAGAUGUUAUUGGAUAUGGACUCUCGCGAAUUAGCAGACCUUGUUCAUAAUCAAAAAAUGGGAGGUAAACUUUACAGAAUCAUCUCACGUUUCCCUAGAAUCGAUAUUGAUGCAGAAAUAUUCCCAAUCACUACCAAUGUUAUGAGAAUACAUAUUUCUUUAUCUCCAAACUUUGAAUGGGAUUAUCAUGUUCAUGGUGAUGCUCAAUUCUUUUGGGUGUUUGUGGAAGAAUCCAACCAAUCAAGUAUUCUUCAUUUUGAAAAGUUCAUUUUAAAUAAAAGACAGUUGAGCAAUCCUCAUGAAAUGGACUUCAUGAUUCCUCUUUCAGAUCCUUUACCACCUCAAGUCGUCGUGAGAGUGAUAUCGGAUACCUGGAUUGGUUGUGAAACAACACAUACAAUUUCAUUCCAACAUUUGAUCAGGCCGCAUAACGAGACACUUCAAACAAGGCUACAAAAGCUCAACCCUCUACCAACAACAGCUUUAAAGAAUCCAUUGAUCGAAUCGAUAUAUCCUUUCAAAUACUUUAACCCAAUGCAGACGAUGGUUUUCCAUACAUUGUACCAUUCUAAUGUUAGUACUUUUGUGGGUUCUCCAACGGGUUCCGGUAAAACUGUUGUUGCAGAGUUAGCCAUAUGGCAUGCAUUCAGAGAUUUCCCAGGGAGUAAAGUCGUUUACAUUGCUCCAAUGAAAGCCCUUGUAAGGGAAAGAGUGGAUGACUGGAGAAAAAGAAUUACUCCAGUAACAGGAGAUAGGAUCGUUGAAUUGACUGGUGAUUCUGUUCCAGAUCCCCAAGAUAUAAGGGAUGCAACGAUCGUAAUCACAACUCCAGAAAAGUUUGAUGGUAUCUCUCGUAACUGGCAAACGAGAAAGUUCGUUCAGAAUGUAUCAUUGGUAAUAAUGGAUGAAAUUCAUUUAUUGGCCAGUGAUCGUGGUCCAAUCUUGGAGAUGAUUGUCAGUCGUAUGAACUAUAUCUCUUCUCAAACGAAGAAACCUGUUAGACUCUUGGGUAUGUCUACCGCAGUUUCAAAUGCAUUUGAUUUAGCAAGUUGGCUAGGUGUUAAAGAAAACGGAUUAUACAAUUUCCCAUCUAGUGUUCGUCCAGUUCCUUUGAAAAUGUAUAUUGAUGGCUUCCCAGACAAUCUCAACUUUUGUCCCCUAAUGAAAACAAUGAACAAACCAGCUUUCAUGGCCAUUAAACAACAUUCUCCAGAAAAACCUGUUUUAAUCUUCGUGGCGUCACGUCGUCAAACUAGAUUAACUGCUUUAGACUUGAUCCACCUUUGUGGUAUGGAAGAUAACCCUCGUAGGUUCUUGCAUAUUGACGAUGAAGAAGAAUUACAGUAUUAUAUUUCAAAAGUUAAAGAUGAUACUUUAAAGCUUUCAUUACAAUUUGGUAUUGGGUCACAUCAUGCUGGUUUGGUUGAGAGCGAUCGUGAAAUAUCACAUCAGCUCUUCCAAAAGAGUAAAAUUCAAAUAUUGGUUGCCACUUCUACGUUGGCUUGGGGUGUUAAUCUUCCUGCCCAUCUAGUUAUCAUAAAGGGUACCCAAUUCUUUGAUGCGAAGAUUGAGGGUUAUAGAGACAUGGAUUUGACUGAUAUUCUCCAAAUGAUGGGUAGAGCAGGUAGACCUGCUUAUGAUACAUCUGGUACUGCUAUUGUAUACACUAAGGAAUCCAAAAAGAUGUUUUAUAAACAUUUCUUGAAUGUCGGUUUCCCAGUUGAAUCAUCCUUGCAUAAAGUGCUUGAUGACCAUAUGGGUGCUGAAAUUGCAUCUGGCACUAUAGGUACUAAGCAAGAAGCACUUGACUUUUUGAACUGGACAUUCUUAUUCAGAAGGGCACACCAUAACCCUACGUACUAUGGUAUUACUGAUGACACGACUACAGCUGGUGUCAAUAAAUACUUAAGUGAACUUGUUAACCAAACUCUCGAAAAUCUUGAGGAAUCCUCAUGUGUGGAGAUAUACGGCUCUAACAUCUAUGCAACUCCAUUUUUGAGUAUAUCGUCUUACUACUAUAUUUCGCAUAAGACUCUUCGUACUCUUUUGAAGCACAUCAACAAGAAUGCAACCUUCCAAGAUGCUUUGAAAUGGCUCUCACUUGCAGUGGAAUAUAAUGAGCUUCCAGUGAGAAACGGUGAAAUUAUUAUGAAUGUGGAAAUGUCAGCUCAAUCUAGGUACUCUGUUGAGUCAACGUUUGUGGAUGAUCUUGAGUUACCAAUGUGGGAUCCUCAUGUGAAAGCAUUCUUGUUGUUACAAGCUUACCUAAGUCGUGCUGAGUUGCCAAUUGUAGAUUACCAUCAGGAUACUGUUUCUGUGCUUGACCAGUCUUUGCGUAUAUUGCAAGCAUACGUUGAUGUUGCUGCUGAGUUGGGAUACUUCAAAACAGUGUUAACAUUAAUAAGGGUUAUGCAAUGUAUAAAGCAGGGCUGUUGGUACGAGGAUGAUCCACUAUCACUAUUGCCAGGAGCACAAUUGAAGAGAGAUAACAAUAUUGCGUUUGGUGAUGACGGGUGGCCAUUAUCAGAAAAGGAAGGCUAUAAGAUGAAUUUGGAAUCAUUGGCAAGGCUUGAGAGUACCAAUAAAGGUAAACUGAAGAGCAUUAUGAGCAGACACUAUAAGGUUGACGCUACACACCAAAAUAAGAUGAUGAAGACAGUUUCUAGGCUACCUAUUCUCGAUGAUAUCGAGUUUGCACCACAGCACAAUAGCGAAUCGCUGGUUAUGACAGCCACUCAUCACAACAGGAUACCCAAAGAUUUCACAAUUUAUUGCUCGAAAUAUCCAAAGACUCAAAGAGAGUUAUGGUUUGCAAUUGGGUACGUUGGCGACGAGCUAUUUAUGCUAAAGAGGUGCCAACCAAGGCCGAGCGCCCACGGUAAAGGCGGUUUGAGCUUCGACUUUGUCAUUCCAGAAGAGGUUCGUGGACGUGAAGUAGACUUUGUUUUAAUCAACGAUGCCUUGGACAUCAAGUAUCACAUGAAGCACAAACUUUUACCUUAG